UCCUCCUCCUCCUCCUCCCCGCACGGCUUCUGCCUGUCCGUCCGUCCAUUCCUGUCGCCGCCUCGGAGAGGCCAGGAAAGCCCAGGACCUCUGCUGAGCACAGGAUGGAGGACUCACCUGCCAGGGCCCCGAGCGGCGCCGUGGGACUCACCUAUCUGGUGGCAGCUUCCCAGAUCCUGGGCCUGGCAGUGGUCACCAUGACGGGGGCCUGGAUGGGCCAGUAUCGGGGCGGCAUUGCCUGGGACAGCUCAAAGCUGCAGCUCAACGUCCACCCCCUGUGCAUGGUCAUUGGGAUGGUCUUUCUGCAAGGAGACGCCCUUCUGGUCUACCGCGUCUUCAGGAACGAGAGCAAACGCUCCACCAAGAUCCUCCACGGGCUGCUUCAUGCUCUUGCACUGGUCAUCGCGCUGGUUGGUUUGAUUGCCAUCUUCCAGUACCACAAGAAGCAGGGCUUUCCGGAUAUGUACAGCCUGCACAGCUGGUGCGGCUUCCUUGCGUUUGGCUUCUAUUUCAUACAGUGGCUGCUGGGCUUGUGCUUCUUCCUCUUCCCUGGGGCCUCCUUCUCGCUCCGCAGCAGAUACAAACCUCAGCAUGUCUUUUUCGGAGCCUGCCUCUUCCUCGUGUCUGUUGCCACGGCACUGCUGGGUAUCUUGGAGAUGCUGCUCUUCAAAAUAAGAGAUACCUACAGUGCUUUUGCCCCAGAAGGCAUCCUUGCCAACCUCUUGGGCCUGCUGCUGGUGAUGUUCGGGGCAGUCGUGGGCUACGUCUUGACCCGGGAUGAGUGGCGCCAGCCCCCCUUGGCUGAGGAGCUGGCCCUGUCCACGGAUUUCAAGACCCUCACAGAAGAAGGGAGCCCCACGAGCUCUCGCUGAUGCCUCGCCCCACCCCUCAUUCACCCCUCGGUCGCGCCUGGAGGAUCGGUACCCUGCGUGGCCUCCGGGUCGCCCUGCUGUGCGUCUGAACUGCCACCCCGCUUCUGCCUUGCUCAGCCUCCCCACUGCCCCGCCCCGGGGUUCCUGCUAGGUCCUUCCGCUGCCGGUCCACGUGCAGCAGCAUUAUGAGCAGGCACAAGCUCCGGUGCCUUUGUGCGAGGAGGGCAGAGGGAUCCGGUCCUGGGGUCCCGGUAGGGUAUAAGGGUGGCGGUCCCACUUGCCUCUUCUCCUGCUCAGCCUUUAGCUCAGGCCUGGGCUGCGGGUGGCUCCCCAGACAUUUGGCCUCCAGCACCCACAAUCCCUCCUCAUUGGCUGUGCCGGGGCUGAGACUGAUGGGCGUCGCAGGUCCAGACCGCUGGAGGGAGGCAGGUGGCCCAGCGUGGCUUCAGCGGCUCCUUCACCAUCGGCAGGUUGGCCAGAGUUUCCCAGGGUUGCUGCCUAAGGAAGAAUCCCCAAAUGGUUUGGGUGUUCCGAGGGCAGCAACCUCGACGGCUCGAGGACACAGGCAAUCCUGUAUGGCCGCCUCCCUGCCCAGUCUGCCGUCCGAUGGCUUUCUGUAAUGCUGGAGCCGUGUAGGGUGCCGCCCUCGAGUUCCACGGCGCUGCUCGGACUCUGCAUUUGGGCUGGCUGAGGUAGCGGUGCUGCCUUUGCAGUGAAAUGCCUCCUCCUCCUCCUCCUCCUCGCCCAGACAGACCUCUCUGCUACCACACCUUGGGUUUUCAUAAAGCCCAGCCGUCCUGGAGCCCCUCUGUCCUGUCCUCUGGGGCUGGGCUGAAGGCCUUCCCUUUUUUGUGCUGCUUUAGGGCUCGUGGGUGCGCUCACUCUGUCUGUGGCUCAACUGUGUAAGAGCUGGUGGUUCUGUAUUCGUUCCGUGUGGCUGUUCCUCUCCUGCUCCCAUCCCCAGAACAGACCACACAAGGGUUUUAAAAAACACUGUCUGAGAAUGGAUGUUGAGGGGCAGGAAACUUUCCCGCUGGGCCCUUGAGCUACGGAGGUUUCUGGACUGACUCAAUGCAUCCAGCAUCAAUGGGGGAUAGGACUCGCCUCCUUUUAUUGGGUUGCUAUUAUAAGAUUUCUUAGCCAAGGGGUGAGAAGCGCUUUGAACACAAAUGUUUUUUUACGUGAAAUUGUUAUUUUCCUGGGGACUCCUUGAGUUUAGUUCAGGCUCUAUUCCACUCUGCACAUGCACCAUGGAAACAGUGCACCAAAACCCCCAGCAAAGUCAGAGAAGGAAUAGUCCGUACAAUAAAAACAUCAGCCUAAAUGUUGCCUUAAUACAUGGAAGUCCGUCCUGUCCUGGCCAGUAUAUAUUGUGUUUGAUGGGUGAGUUGGAUUCCAAUAAAUAUUUGCAGCGAAAAAGCUGGUUCUUGACUUGUUUGCAGCUAAAAGCAUAUUAGUG
Molecule: messenger RNA, 2331 nt
Organism: Elgaria multicarinata webbii
Lineage: Eukaryota; Metazoa; Chordata; Lepidosauria; Squamata; Anguidae
Product: transmembrane ascorbate-dependent reductase CYB561
Exons: 6
Coding region: 105-872 (255 amino acids)
Cellular component (GO): lysosomal membrane
Molecular function (GO): oxidoreductase activity
Source: RefSeq, a predicted model, not a curated record